Galleria mellonella (greater wax moth) is the source of this 1562-nucleotide messenger RNA. RefSeq names its product proton-coupled amino acid transporter-like protein pathetic. Gene Ontology annotation, molecular function: amino acid transmembrane transporter activity. The record is from RefSeq and is a predicted model, not a curated record. Gene Ontology annotation, cellular component: vacuolar membrane. The coding region runs from base 86 to 1486 and encodes 466 amino acids. The transcript is spliced from 9 exons. Gene Ontology annotation, biological process: amino acid transmembrane transport. NCBI's taxonomy places the organism in Eukaryota, Metazoa, Arthropoda, Insecta, Lepidoptera, Pyralidae.
ACAGACACGUAAGAUGCGAGUUAAUUGAUAUUAAGUGAAACAUCUGUGCAAAGUGGUUGUGUUUCAUACAGGAUUGCUUAGCAAAAUGGAGAUGAACAACCGUAACUGUACACAAACUCAAGUGGAAACAGAAGGACAAAGCAUAAAGCCUCCGCCACAACCACCGCCAGAAGGAAACAUCCAGAAGAAGUUUGUUCAUUACUCAGAGAAGGAACCGUACGAUUUCGUAGCUGAACGAUGCGUACCGAAGCCUACCAAUGUUCUAGAAUCCAUUGGCCAUCUCAUAAAAGGUUGCCUUGGAGGUGGGAUCCUGGGCAUACACGAGGCGUACAUGAAGGGCGGUUUGUGGACCUCUUUAAUAUUGACUAUCGUCUUUGGAUUCUACAUCACAUAUUGUGUGUAUAUUCUAGUAAAGUCAGCACAAGUGCUAUACAAAAGGCUACACUUAACAGAGAUGUCGUAUCCAGACGUCGCUGAAGCCUCGUUGGAAAUUGGACCAUUCCCUAGUUUAAAGAAAUACAGCAAAUUGUUUAGAUAUGCUGUUGAUUUAAUAAUAUGCAUUGACCUAUUCGGAGCCUGUUGCGUCUACCAAAUCAUUAUAGCGAAAACCAUCAAGCAGGUCAUAGAAGAUGCAUAUGGAAUGACUCCUGGAGAUUUGGAUCAGUUAAGACUUUAUAUUUUAGCACUACUGGUUCCAGUCUUACUAUUAUGCAUGAUCACAACGUUGAAGUAUUUGGCACCAUUUACUUUGAUAGCUGAUGUAUUUAUUGUGGCUUGCGUAGUUGCAACUGUAAUAUACUCUAUGGAGGUUGCACCGCCCCUAUCUGAAGUACCGUCUUGGAAGGAUGGUUUCGGAUUCUUCGAGUUUUGUGGUAUAGCGAUAUUCAGUAUGGAAGGUAUAGGUGUUUCGCUCCCAAUUGAAAACAACAUGAAAGACCCCAUGAAAUUUCCACUUGUGCUUUGUAUUGGUAUGACUAUCGUAGUAUCUUUUCUAAUACUUGUAGGAUUCUUUGGAUAUUGGGGUUUUGGAGAGAGCAGCAUAUCUCCUGUUACGUUGAAUUUUCCCACAGAAACAUUUCCUACUGUCUUGAAAUGCCUAAUGGCUGUAAUGAUCUUCGUGACAUUCGCUCUCAAUUUCUGGGCUCCAUUCAACUUGGUUUGGCACUAUAUGUCCAAAAAACAUAAUCCUGCAAAAUACUGGAUAUGGGAGAGGGUCUACCGAGCCACGUUCAUCAUUGUCAUCACCAGUAUCGCCAUUGCAUUCCCCAAUAUUGGCAAUUUAAUGGGACUGCUGGGUGCGUUCUGUCUAUCCAAUAUGGGCUUCAUAUUUCCCGCCAUCAUCGAAGUCCUCGUUAUAUGGGAAAGUCCAGGAUUGGGAAGGUUCAAAUGGCGACUGUACAAGAAUAUUUUAGUCAUGAUAAUAGGCGUUUUAUUAUUUAUAGCUGGUACUUAUUCUAAUCUUAAAGGAUUAGUGAGCAAUAUAUAAUAAAUUAAAAAAAAAAGUUUUACCGUUUUUGUUAUUAACACUUCCCUAAGAUUGAUUAAAAUUUAUUUAAAAAAUU